AUGGCCAUGCCGCAAGCCGCGCUUGUCAUAGGCAGUGCUGCCGACGCUGACGUGCAGCUGGAGGGCAGCAACGUCGCCGCGCAGCACGCGCGGCUGGAGUGGCGGGGCGGCCGCCUGUUCUGCACCGCGACCAGCGGCGACCCCGACAUCCUGCUGGCGCCCACACACUGCUGGCUGGACGGCGUCGAGCUGCGGCCCGGGGUCAGCUACAUGGUGGCGCCGGGCGCCCGCAUUGCGGUCGGCAGCCAGGACACGUGCCUGACCUGCAAGUUUGAGGAGGGCGGCAGCAGCGCCAUGACCGAGAUGCUGAUGAAGGGCCUGGCAGCCGGCGCGAGCAAGGAGAUUCAGGACAAACUGGGCGGGCUCUGA
Messenger RNA from Chlorella variabilis, 369 nucleotides. RefSeq lists its product as hypothetical. Bases 1 to 369 code for a protein of 122 amino acids. The record is from RefSeq and is a predicted model, not a curated record. The transcript is spliced from 3 exons. Gene Ontology annotation, molecular function: protein binding. Lineage: Eukaryota; Viridiplantae; Chlorophyta; Trebouxiophyceae; Chlorellales; Chlorellaceae.